Molecule: messenger RNA, 408 nt
Organism: Scomber japonicus (chub mackerel)
Lineage: Eukaryota; Metazoa; Chordata; Actinopteri; Scombriformes; Scombridae
Gene: nmbb
Product: neuromedin Bb
Exons: 3
Coding region: 1-408 (135 amino acids)
Biological process (GO): neuropeptide signaling pathway; positive regulation of hormone secretion
Cellular component (GO): neuron projection
Molecular function (GO): neuropeptide hormone activity; neuromedin B receptor binding
Source: RefSeq, a predicted model, not a curated record
AUGAGAGGGUUUACACUCGACAAUCUUUGCCAGUGUGGCUUAUUUACUUAUCUUGUCUUAUUUUCCUUCAUGUCUUUUACCACCGCAGUCAGUUUCGACCUGACUGAGCUUAGGAAUAAAGUUGCAAAAAUCAAAGUGAAUCCAAGAGGCAAUCUUUGGGCUACAGGACAUUUCAUGGGCAAGAAGAGUGUGAUGGACACCCCACUGCUGCCUUCAGCUGAGGGACAAGGCGUUAACGCGCUGGAAGUCACCCUGCCUGCUGAGCACAAUGCUCUCAGGGAGCUUAUCCAGGAGUUUCUGCGGGUGACAUUGCAGCCGCAGGUGGAUACACAAGAGAGCCGCUCGAAAAAUCAGGAGUCGGACUUGUUGAUGAAGAUUUUAGAAAGCUACAUCCAAAGCAGAAAGUGA